Messenger RNA from Struthio camelus australis, 16794 nucleotides. RefSeq names its product calcium release activated channel regulator 2A (gene CRACR2A). The record is from RefSeq and is a predicted model, not a curated record. Gene Ontology annotation, molecular function: GTPase activity; calcium ion binding; GTP binding. NCBI's taxonomy places the organism in Eukaryota, Metazoa, Chordata, Aves, Struthioniformes, Struthionidae. Gene Ontology annotation, biological process: vesicle-mediated transport.
GGCCGGCUCACCCCGGUCCCGCCCCCGCAGCACAGCCCGCCCGUGGUUGAUGGUGCCACCCGCGCCCCAGAAAAGUUUAGGAAGUUGUUUUGACCUUCCUCUGCUCUUACUUCCACACUAGCUGAGGCGCAUGCAGGGGAAGGCCGACCACACCGGCCAGCCAGCAGGGAUCGUAUUGUACCUCUGCCUGGGCACUUGCAGGGAGCAGCAGGAGGUUUCAGAUCAGAAUUUGUGAAUAAAUGGGAUAGCGGCAUCCCAAAAUAUUCCUGUGACCAGACUGUGACGAUGGACAGAACACAAGGAGACUGUGCCAGUCCUGUGUCUCCAGGAGAUGCAGAGACUGGAGAAAAGGAUCCAGGACUGACUGUAUUGGGAAAAGCAUAUGAAUUCUUUCACAUUUGUGAUCUGGAAGGCAAAGGCUUCAUCACUCGUCAAGACAUGCAGAGACUGUAUCCUGAGUUACCUCUUAGCCUGGAAGAACUGGAAAAGGUUUUUGUUACAUUGGAUGCUGAUGGCAAUGGGUCACUUACCCCAAAGGAGUUCACCACCGGAUUCAGCCAGUUUCUUUUGGGGCAGAUGGCUUUAAAUAAUGAGAUGCAGCAAUCAGAAAGUGAAACAGCCUGCCUGCUUAAACGGGAAGAGAGCAUGAGUGAUGAUGAGGAUGAAGAACACCAGUUCUCAAAUCUGAUGGACCGGCUUGGAGCUAAAAAGGUUUUGGAAGAUGAGAAUGAUGUGAAACAGCUUUGGUUGCAGCUGAGAAAAGAUGAACCUCAUUUACUUUCCAAUUUUGAAGAGUUCCUGGCCAGAAUUUUUUCCCAACUCCAUGAAGCAGAUAAUGAAAAGAAUGAGUUGGAAUGUGCUCUAAAAAAGAAAAUUGCUGCUUAUGAUGAAGAAAUUCAGCAUCUCUAUGAGGAAAUGGAGCAGCAAAUCAAAAAAGAGAAAGAACAGUUUAUCUUGAAAGACACAGAGAGGUUUCAGUGCUACAGUCGAGAGCUGGAAUGCAAGCUCGUGUUGAAAGAACAAGAACUGGAACAACUGGUUCAAAAAGAGCAAAUGUUAGAGCGACAAUGUACAGAACUUCUCAGUGGCAAGCAAGAAACCAAAGUAGAGAACACCAAGCUGAAGCUGACUAAUCAGGAGCUGCUGAGAGACCUGGAGAAAACUUCUCAUGAGCUGAGUCUAGCUCAACAACAGUUACAGAUGCUACAGGAGGAAUCAUCAAGGCUACAUGAGGAAAAGGAAAUGGAGGUGUACAGGGUGACAGAAACCUUACAGCGGGAGAAGUCAGGACUUCUGAAGCAGCUGGAUUUCUUAAGGGAGAGGAACAAACAUCUCAGAGAUGAACGUGACGCAUUUUUACUGAAAUGCAAAAAAGGUGUUCCAAAAGCCAGCUGGAAGCAAAGAUCAGGGUCUGUCAUUGGGAAAUACAUAGAGGGCAAGGUAUUGCCUAACAGUGAGCCGUUUGAAGAAGAUGAUGUUUUCAGUAACUCAGCAAAGAGAAGGGGUUCUAUCGGGCUGAAUGGAUUUCUCCCUGUAGAGCCUGAUGCUGGAGCUAGUGGAGGAAUGUUUAAAGCAUCACAUCUCCAAAGAAUAAUAUCAAUUGAGGAAGAUCACCUACCUCAGUUUCUUGAGAGGCCUGUGAAUAAGCAGCUGAACAAAUGGACUGGAGAAGAUGAGAAUACUCCUUCUAAGAAGGAAAUAGAUAAGAAAAACAUAGAACAAUCUGUGGAACACACACCAUCAUCUUCCAGGGGACAACCAGUAGGGAAGGAAACACUAUCAAAUGAGGAGAGAAUAAACUCUGUCCCAGACCACUUGUUCAAGAUUAUUUUUGUUGGCAAUUCAAGUGUUGGAAAGACUUCAUUCUUAAGGCGAUUCUGUGAAGAUCGUUUUUUCCCAGGCACAGCUGCUACUGUGGGUGUGGAUUACAGUGUGAAAACAGUCACAGUAGAUAAUAGCCAGGUAGCCCUGCAACUCUGGGACACUGCUGGCCAGGAACGGUACCGCAGCGUUACCAAGCAGUUUUUCAGAAAAGCUGAUGGUGUCAUUGUGAUGUAUGAUAUAACGGCAAAAGAUACAUUCACAGCUGUCAAGCAGUGGCUCAUGAGCAUCGAGGAGGCAACUGGGGAGAAUGUACCUGUGCUUUUGUUGGGUAAUAAAACCGAUAAUGAAAAGGAACGAGAGGUCCCCAAUGGAAUGGGAGAGCAUUUAGCUAUGGAUUACAAUUUAAUUUUCUAUGAAUGCAGUGCAUGUUCUGGGCACAAUACCAAAAAGUCCAUGCUUCACUUAGCUAGGAUUUUAAAGGAUCAUGAAGAUAAAGUAAAGGAGAAAACCAUUCAGCUUCAACCUGAUACAGAUAAAAAGUCUUGCUGUACUAGGCCAUAAAAGGCUGGGACAUGUUUAGAAAAAAGUCAUACAUUUAUACUGCACUACAGUACAUCAUCAGAUUUUUCUUAUCUCCCAAAUAUCACUUUUGCUGUAUUCUGAAUAUAGGUGUAAGUGAACCUUAAAAUCUUUGUAUACUCUGAUCUUCACUUUUGCGAAGAUUGUCUUUAGUUAGUUCACAGUGUAUUUGGGCAGUGACAGACUUUUUUAUUGUUUGACAUCUAGCAUCAUUGCAUCCUGAUUUGUGAUCUGGCUCAUAGAAGCUGCUGCAAUAUUAAUAAGAAAAAAUAACUUGUCUAGGAAGAAAAACACUCAGAAUGUGAAGUAAAUUCUCACUGGCUUGGAUGACUUAUGUUCUAAAUAUUUUGUUGACUUCAGUGCAGGAUCAGAUUCUUUACAUCCUGAUUUUCUGCUGAUCUUUGCUAGAGUUUUUUUAAAUUGAAAUUGGCAGGUAGUUGGUUAUUUAAAAGCAACACACCAACAACUGUUGAGCAUAAGAAGAUAUUUUAAAAUUUAGUAUGAAAUAUACAUGAACAAGGAAUUGAAGAACUAUGGAGAUUCUCGUAAGUAGCAUUAACUGAUUCACCCUGCACAUUACUGCAUAUGGAUCAUUAAUGAAAAACCCUCCCUUGCACUUGGAUGUGCUGGAUCAGGUAUGUCAAGGCAGGUCAGUGAGGAACCAUGGAGUAUUGCCCAAGCUAUCACCAGAUAAACUGGCAUGUUUCCAUGGUGUGAGGUGGUGCAGUGCAGAAGUUUCCAGAAGUUAGUUUCUAGAGACAGCAGUCAUGGUAGUGCACUGCUAUACUCUGGCUAGUUAGCAUGGCACUCAGAGAAAAACAGCCUAAGCUUUUCAUGAUAUUUGGCGUGGCUGUAUUGCUUUGGAUUUCAGAGCUUGCUCAGGUACCUCUGCUUGGCUAUGGUUUACUCUUCACUCUGCAUGGUGUCCCUCAGAAGUCCCAGAGCUGAGGACAAGAGUCCCAAGAGUUGAGGACAACUUGAACAUUCAGGUUGGCUCACUUUCAUUAGUACUGGUGUGGCCCUAGAUAGGAAGUGUAUUUUGCUGGCACAGAUGGCUGCAAUAUAAAACAUUUUAUAGCUGACUGAGCAGUUAGUGAUCUCCAAAAGCCUGUCACAGAAGGUUUCAUGCCAGAUGUUGCUAAGGCAGAAUUUCAGAAAUAGAAGUUCCUCUUUUGAGGAAGAUUUUGAGAAACAUUCCAGCAUUUGAGAAGUAUAAAGCACAAAUCUCCCCAAAAUCCAUUGGGAUAUUGCUCAUUUUUGCAGUUUUAAGAAUUUUCCAAAAGCAUCUACUGUGCAGCAUUUUCUUUUGGUUUAAGUGUCUGCUAGCACUGGGAUACAGUGCUUGAGCAAUCAAACCCUUUUGAUAGAAACCUGCUUUAGAAAAAUCUCGUCCCGCCCUCCAUCAUAAGAAACCAACACCUCAUAAUUACUUUUGGAAACCUUUGUAGAAUAAAUGAAAUUGAGCAACUUGAGAGUGGGUUACCCAGCCAGCAUGUAAUCAGCAAUCAUUCUUGUUGGCAUUUGUCUUUACUGCAUCCAGCCAUUGUGGUAAGCAUUCAAGAACGAUUAUGCAUGAUGGUGAGCUUGUUGGAAAAAUGGAAUGUAUGCCAUAGUUUUUUUUCCUUAAAAUAUCAGAAGUAAAACUAUAGAUGUAUUAUAUGAGAAUGUUGCAGAUAGAUACAUUAUAUUUUCAAUCCAUUUUCUAAAUGUUUCAGAAAAUUUACUUUUAGCUUGAGUAAUGAAUCAAUUUGAAACUAAAGAAACUAAAGUUAAACACUAGUUCAUUAAGUAAUUCUCUUAAUUUAUUUUAGAAUAAAAACUUUCACAGUAAUUCAUUGUGCUCUUGGGAUUUUUGUCUGAUAGAAGGUAUUUAUCUAGUGCCAAGGAAUAGGAGUUUGCAGACUUUCUCCUACAGCAAUUUCUAUUCCCCUGACAGCACUCAAAUGUCCUUCUCCUCCUGAUGGGCUGGGAUCCAGCUGUGACCCCUUUCCCUAUCAAGCAGAAUAAACUGGAUUUCCCUCCUAUUAAGCAAUGAAGGAUGGACCAAGUAGCCCAGGAUGACCAAAUGCAUACUUUUUUUCUUCUCUAUCCUGAGAGUCUUCCAAGGCAGAUGAAAAACUCUUCCCUUGUUUUCAGUGAAUUACUUAACCCUCAAAAAAACAACAAAAAAGAACCUUCAUUUCUGAAUAGGAGUAGGUUUUCUGUUGGCUUCCUAGGGUUGCUUCUUGAAGUCCAUUACUGUAUGUGGAGCGAAGGUCACCAUAUCAACUAUUACACAUCAUCCAUCUUGGAAAUCUUCUGGACUUAAAUUACCUGUAUUCAGUCUUGGCUGUAGCUGAACUACUGCAAACCACUAAUUUAAACAGCAGGACAAACAGAUGUUUAUCCCAAUUUGGGUCAGCGAAGAAUUGUCAUAAAUUUAGAUGCUGUUUUUGCUAAUUGACUGCAAAUGUUCUGCUCCCCUGCAGUAGGAUGUUUUCUACACCAUUAAUACGUAGAACUUAAUUUCAACCAUACUACCACUGAUUUUAGCCCCACCCAACUCUGAAUUCAGGUCCUUAAGACUUUGCUCCCCGAAGUUCGUGGAAAUUUUGGAGGCUAUCAAAAUUUAUAGGUGAGGUGGAUUUUCUCAUGUGACACUUCUAUAGUGUCACUUUUAUCUGGACAUCUUUUAGUGUACCCAGAGUCCCUGCUAGUGGGAUAUACACAACUUGAGAGUAGACAAUGUUAAGGAUUAGCUGAAUACUUUGGAUUUCAGGACUUCAGGGAUUUCUCUUUUCUGGUCCACUACAGCCAAAUCUGCUGCAGGCUAAGAUCCAUGAGGUUCUUUCCAUUUUAAUCUGAAAAAUGUGACAGCUGCUGUUCAUUUUUUUGUAGUCCAGCCAAAAGUGAGGCUGAAUACAUAUUCCAAAGAUGCAGAUACACACACAACACUAAUGUGGUCAGCCAUACAGAUUAACACAGAGAGCAGUGCUUUUACUGCCUCUGCCGCCCCUUCCCUGCUGCCCCAAUACACACAAACAGCACCUGCAUAAACAUGAAUACAGUUAGCUCAGUCCUGUACUUCCUCUCCAGCUGGUCAGGACUGAAGUUCACUGGUGAAAACACACACAGAUAUCCUUACUCACUAGAUUCACCAGCACACCACAUCAAUGGAUCCCUUGAAUAUUGCCACAGGUUUUAAUUCUGCCACAUAUCAAUGCCUAGCCCCUUACCCAGUUGUUGGCUCAGGCUUUAGGUUUUUCUAGAUGUGGGUGUCCUACUUGGCAGCUAGUCGAGCAUGAAGUUCACUAGCAAAUUAUACUUAGCUACACGACUGAAGUUAACUAGUAAACCACACACACAACUCCUAGGACUUGCAGUACCUCCUCUCUCUCUCUCUUGCUGUUCUUUUCUCCCCAGGAUCAUGCAGAAAAUAGUUGGAAUUUAAUCAGAAGCUAGGAUACCGUGCAGUUACCAGGUGCAAGGUCAGAUAAGCUCUCUGACCAGCAGCCAGCUUGCACAUGACUGGCCCAUUUCAUUCCACCUUCUCUUGAUUUUCCCAUGCUUGUUCUUCCCCUACCUACCUUGACCCCUCCCUUUCUCUGCCUUCAUUGCCUCCCAAGAAACAACUUUCUCCUAGUUCCUUUUUCCUCAUUAGUCCCAGUUUGAUACCUCAGUACCCACAUUUUAUAUUUCUGAUAACAUUACCUAGGCCAUCUCAGCUUUACUUAGUAUUACUGAUAUGGUUACCUAGGUACUGCUGGCCUUGCAAGAUUCCACUCCUCAACACUCCCCUCCAAUUAUCUGUGAAGUUCAGCCAUCUCACACAUAACUCCCCCUUACCCGUAUGUGAAAUCUAGGUAUCCUUCACAGUGCUGUAACUUUUAUCAGUUUCUCACUCUGUUACUUAUGUUCAGUAAUUUCUCAUGUCAUAUGCAGUGGUUUCUCAUGGUCUGCUUGGUUAGGUAAACCUCAGACGAGGUUGUAGACAUGCAUCUGCACACCUUAGCAGACAACAAUUAUUUAUAGCUUAAUGCUCAUAGACGGUAGGUAUGACUAACAUGCUACUAUGUUCUACUUAUGACCAGUGUCUACUGGCCAGGUGGUCAUCAGUCAGGUGGGAAAUGUCAGCCUCCAGUGUUUCUUGGAAUUAACUGUUCCUCCAUCUUGCUAGAUUGCUGUCUUCUGACUCUUCACCAGGAUUUCAUACCUUCUCUCAAUAUUUUUCUCAGAUCCAUCAGAAAGCUAUUACUGACUCAAUAGCUGUGUAGUUUUAUUUUUCCUUUUCUUCUUUUGCACUGGCUUUAGCUUACUCUGAUCUCAGAAAAGAAAAAAGCUCUUCAACUAAGCCAAGGUCAUGCACCAUGAAACCCAGAGGUCAUGGAGAGCUGAACUCUCCUCCUUUUGAGUUACACUGAGUUUUUCUGGAGAUGCAGAUGCUAUCUUUGUGCUGGAAAUCAAAUGACUCAAAAGCUAGUAGGAAGGGGAAUGCAGAACCACAGAUGUCUUAUGCUUUCUACACUUAUUCCUAUUAUGCUCUAAGAGCACAGAAAUGUCUUCAUUUAGAAGCAACUGAAAUGCUGAUACAGGAAUCUUUGAAUACAAGUGUCUACAAUACUACAGAAUAUUUUAGCCUCAUAAUAUUGUUUUCUUUUUUCUGUUAGUGACAUGACAUACAUGCUUUAACACUUUAAAAAGUGACUUUUUCAAAUGCAUACAAAGUCUCUCACAGACCAUGAUCAAAAAUCAGGAUGGAUCACUCUGGUUUAGACCUAAAGGCUGUAGGGAAUAGAGGUGGUUCAAACUCCUCUCAGCUGCUAUGCUGUGCAGAGAACUAGUAUUUAGCUUCUGCAGUGAUCGGAGUCUCUUUCCUGUACCUUUUCUGCAACAUACUCCUGUUGAAAGCAACAAUAAUUGCAAGGAUUUUCCUAUUCCCAGAUGAACCAGAGUUCAGAGUGGCUCUCUCUCUCUCUCUGGAAAUGUCUAAUUUUCACAGGCCGGAAGAGGAAGGGAGUGGGAAAGCUGGUGGAACUCCGAUAUAUUCAAAUAGCGUGUUACGCUGACUUGAGUAUUACAGGUGGCUGCUGUGGUUUGCCUGCUUAGGCAUAGCCCUCUAUGACAUACUGUGUUGUGUCCUUGGUUUCUACAUUUUAUCUUCCAGGUUCUGUGUGAUUAGAAUUCUUUUUCUGAGCAUACAAAAUAUAGGUCUUUUGCAAAACUUUGUUACUCUGAUCUCAGAUUGUUUGCCACAGACUCUAGCUUAAUCCUCUUUUUUUGUCUUCUAAAUGAUCACAUCACAGGAUGGACAUUAUUUACUUUGUAAAAUCACAGUCUACCUGCUUCAUUAUGGCUUCAAUGUCCCUGCAGUGCUAGAAAGGAUAACAAAAAUCUUUGCCAACUCUGAUCCUGGCACAGCACAGCAAGUCUAUGAAGCAGUAAUAUGAAUGUUGCUGUAUCCAUAUAGCUAUGAAGUAGUUAACAAAGCUCAGAUACCAUCUAUUUCAAGGGAGGAGGUUACAGGGUUGGUUGGAGGUCCAUCUUCCCUGCCAGUCGUUACUCCUGUGUUUUACCUUGUACUGGCUCUAGCAUUCAUUAGAGGACCACCAUUAGACCAGAUCAUAAAUCAGUUUAAAUUACUGGUUUGGCAGAAACUCCAAAAAAAAAAAAGAGAGAGAGAGAGAGAGAGAGAGAGAGAGAGACAAAAUGUUUUCUACUGCAUUAGUGAGGUGAACUAGCACAGCAAAGUCUUACAAAUAGCAGAGCUAGUAGGAUGGCAUAGGUGGGAACACAUAGCCCAUUUUCAAUAACAGCGAGCUAUUUAAUUGGCUCAUCUGUCUUGCAAUUUCAUCUUUAGACACAGCUAAAUGGAGUUGGAUGUGAACUAAUCUACCCUGUCUCUCAAGUGAUUUUGGGGCCAAUUCUGAGCUCAGUAUUGCUGCAGCCGAAGACUAGUUUGUGAACCUCUGCCAAGGACUGAAAAGCCUCAAAAUGACCACUGUGUAGUAGCUCAGAGAUACAGCACACAAAACUGCAAUGCUCAGUGCAGUUCCCAUGUGCGUGUUAGUGCAUAGUUCUGAUUCUGCAUGGCCUUGCUUCCAGACUGUACAAGUGCAAAUGACCAGUAGGUGCAAAGCAGUUUUGGUCAAGGUCUUUUGAAUCCAAGCUAUUAAUGUUCAUCACUUGUCAUAGCAACCUUGUAUCUUAUGCAUAUAUAUUGUGAUGCAAGACAUAAAUAAUUAAUACAGCUUCUCAGUGACAGGACUUCUAUACAUAUUACGUUAAUAGAGAAACUGAUCUGCAUUAAAUUACUUGUAUGCUAGCAUAGAAACAUAGGUCAGUGAUACUGAGUUAAACUUUGUGUAUAUGCUAUAGGCACUGUAAUGUCACCUUCCACAUUGGUGAAGUGCAUUGGUGUCAUUAAAAGCGCCAGGGGGAGGCAAAACAGUGAGUUACUAAGCUCAGAGAGGAAGGUUGAAGCUCUUUCUUUUGUCAUGUCCACACCCCAUGUAGGGUUUGCUGUAGGGAGGUCGAGUGCUACUCACAUCAAGGCAAAUGGAGAACAAAUACCACAGAUGAUUUAUUAGUGCUUAUUGUUUGCUCAUCAGUGACAUGAUUCUUAGGGCUGUGUAGAACAGAGGCUAAAGUGUAUUUUUGUCAUUGCUGUAAAGACAAUGUAGCUGUGUAGAUGUAAUUAUAAGUAACUGUAAGCAAGCAAGGACUGGUCUGUCGGGAAAGGAAAUGUGUUUUAUCAGAUCAGCUGAUAGCCCAUGAAAUUUCCAUCCUUGAAAGUUUUCAUAAUUGGGCUACACAAAAUAGUUUGGGGAAAGUUCUGCUUGGAGCUGUAGAGACUUCCAAGGGUCCCUUCUAAUCAGCAUUUCCGUGAUUGUGACCAACCAACAAACCCCUACAAGGAAGAAGACCCAGAGGAGAUGGAUAAGGGCAAUGUGCUCAUGAAGCUCCAGGAAGAAUGUGGGGUGUGACUGAUCACAGCUGUUGCACAGAAAGCUGACUUUAUCUCAACAACAAAGGGCACCAGAGGGUGGCCUUUGUUUUAGAUAAACAGCUAUGGCAGUUGAGUGAAUCAACUGGUGGUAUAAAUGUUUCUCCCCGAGUUCAUCAAAAGAGUGUGAAUGUCUCUCUGAGUUAGCCAGACCAGUAUGGGGUGCAUAUGUGGCUGAGCCCAACACAGAGUAUAAAAACUGAGCAACUAAGGCUUGAGCUGGUUUCAACCCACGUAUUCCUUCCUAGUGAAUGGGGAUGCCCAGCAUUGUGACAGUAAGCAUAUUCUAGAGACCGGUAACGGGAAUCACAUUGGUAUUGUGAUUGUACUGUAUAUUGCAAUUGAUAUAAUUUGCUAACUGUAACUUACACUUGUAUUGUCACUCUGCUAAACCAAAAAUCCCAUGUAACAUCAAAUAUCUUCAAACAAGCAAAUUCUGAUAUUAAACAUUGCAUCCUCCAUGUGUGGAAUAUCUAAAAGAACCUGGCCAGAGAAUAUUGAACUCUGACAGUGAUACAGAUGGAAAAAAAAUUAGAUAAGUUUUCAGUCACACAAACCCUUCUUCAUAUCUCCUUUUUACCUAGAUUAAAGCCUAAGAGUUGGUCUCAAACCACUGCAACACCUGCAACCCAGAACUACUAAUGAAUGCUGUGAGUGGAUGGUGGGGUUUCACAGGGGUGAAUUCCUGUCCCUGUGUUAUUUAACAUUUUUCACAAUGGUCUCACCAAUGAUCAAGCUUGGAAAUGACACUUAAAGAUCACAGGAAAGGUAAAGUAAAAUUGAUGUGACUCUGGAUUUUUUUUUUUCUGAGAUGGAAUAGAAUGAAAUUGUUGCAAUGCACUAACAGUUGCAGAGCUAGUACUGGGAGAUCACUUUGUUACCUACUUUUACUUGGAAAGAUGUUGAUAAAUUCCAAGUGCUGUAUAAGAAAAUUAACAAUAUGUAAAGGAUACACCCAGCUGUUCAUAGCCCAAAAUUUACUGUUAUCAUAUGAACAUGAACUGUUGUCUCCUUGGUAUACAGAUCCUAUCUGUCACAUGUUGCUAUUUCAGCGUCACAAAACACAUAUGUUGCUUGCCUUUCUAUAGUCAUCCUAUAAGAAAGCAAGUGAAAUUGUGAGUUAUUUGUUCUAAUUCACAUACUGUGGCAGUGGUGAUGACAGCAAUUAUGGGAUAAUCAGUCAAUUAUGGAAGUAAAUAAUAGUUUGCUUUAAUAAGGCCUCAUUACCCAAUGACACUUAUUUGUCAUGCCAAUGAAUGUGAAAAAUGUGCUAGUGUUUGAUGAUACAGUAUUUCUGCUAACUGAUCAGCAUGAUAAAUUAUUGUUAACCUAAUGGAUUACAUAUGUCUUUUCUGGACUGCCAUUUCGUAUUUCUGCAGGAAUGGUUUGUGAUUAAAUUCUGUAGUGAUAUUAACCCAGGGAUCCACUUCUGGUUCCAAAGCAGUCUUGUAUUGGAAUUGCAUUUGCGUAAAUGGAAAGGGCUAGAUAAGAAAGCACACAACUAAACUGCAAAAGAGGAUGUUUUGUUUUCCAUGUGAGGAAUGAGAGUUCAGCUCAGGAUUUAUUUUGCUGACUACUGUGCUCCUGAAAGACCAUGUCUGAUGAUUCAGAGUCAUGGCUUGGAUUGUAUCCCAAACUCAUAUGUUCUGUGAGGAAGUAAGACUGUUUGGUUCUAUUUGUCAUCUCAAACUUAAGGUUUUUUUUUUUUUUUCCUGCUUCACACUCACAUCCCAGGUUUCUCCUCCAAGGUUUCUUAAAACAACGCUUCAUAUUGUUCAUAUUAUCAUAUAACUCCAAAAUUUAUUUCCACUGAAAAAUGAGAAAAAUAUCAAACAUACUACAGUGAGGGAACAGGGAAGGGAAGGGUGUCAGGGAAAUUACAUAGGUACAUGUAGAGCUUGGAGAGAAAAACAAAAUAGAACAGUGGGAGAUGACGGUAACAUUUAUGAGGUCAUUAAGAGCCUUUUCCUUUCCCUUCAGCAAUAUCUGGACCCUGGAAUAAUUUUCACCACUUACUGCACACAUCCUGGAAACUUCAUUUUUGAAGCAUUGGUGUUCUCCUUUAGCAGCCACCUAUGAACAGUAAUCUGCCUUUCUCCAUCUCAGAUAUUUAUAGCUCACAUUUUUAUCUCAUUUUUGUGUCUAUCCUCAGAAGCAGAAGCUAUCCCCAGGCAACAGUCUUGUUCUCUGCAGACAUGCUAAUGCCCUGACUCUUCUCAGUCAACAUGCUAUGCAGAAAUGCAAAUAUUCUAGGGAAUCUUUAGCUGAUAUUCACAACCUCUUUACUCUAAAUCAAUAUAUGAAAUUUAAAAUAUAUAUUUUUUUCUUUUUAAAAUGAGGUAAUUCAAAAAUAUUGUUAGACCAGAUCUAAAACUUCUGGUUUGUUUAUUUAACUGCUUUUUAAAAAAACUUAAGAAUGCUGUAAACUCAUCCUCAAAUUUUAGGAAGUUUGGAAGUGGUCUAAAAGAUUUCUUCCUCCCACUUCCCUAUAUGCUUUGUCUUGCCUUAAGAUUUGAGUUGAUAUCUGAGGAAUACUGAAAGCAAAUGUUGCAAAAAGACUAUAAACCUUCCACCUUUCCAGUUGAAACUAGCCUCUGAAUGCUUAAUGCCUAUUGAAAAAGAAGUCACCUGGCUCUGUUAUAAAUGCAAAUUAAGAGAGUGAACACACUGGCAUAAACCUACACAUUGUAGGUGUACAACCUACAACCUGAAAAUUUCUGAUAAAAUAUGUCCUCCAUGCCUUAACUCUUGCCUCCAUGGUAAGAGGACCUGAAGUUCUCUUAAUUAGUGACCCCUGAAGCUACAUUCUUUGCAAAACCUUUUGAUACAUUUGUUAAGCACCAGGUAAGAGCAGCAUUAUACACCUACACCCUGUUACAGAACAAAAUAAGGGGACAAAUUGCAGAUAGAUAGGUGAUGUAACUCAGCUGAAAGGCUGGGAUGCAAUGAAGACAGAGGAGUAUAGAACAGAGGAGUUGCUGUGAGGGGACCAAGGUGGGAACUAAUUGUGAUCUUUCACUAUCUAAUGGAGAGUUAAAUUAAAACAGAGCCAGACUCUUCUCAGAGGUGCCCAGUGAAAGGAUAAGAGGCAAUAGCCACAAGUUGCAACAAAGAAAACUCCAGUUGAACAUAAGGAAAAAAACCUGUGAAAUUGGCAUAGCGUAGGAGAACCUCGGGAAUCUCUGUUCUUGUAGAUGCUCAGAAUUUCUCUGGACAAGGCCCUGAGGAACAUGAGCAAUCUUUGAAGUUAUCCCUACUUUGAGCAGGGGCUUACACUAAAGACUUCCACAGGUUUCUCCUAUCACAAAUGAUUUUAUGAGUUUCUAUGGCAAAAGAUCCCCAGCUCUUCUGUCUUGCUGGUUCCCUACCCUUUACUUUAUUCCCCCGCCCUUUCUAUAUAAAGCAUGAGUCACUGCCUGCUGCUAAAGCAAGCUGAGAAAGCAGCUGAGCAAGGAGUUCUGUGUCCUUGACUCCACCUGAGCAAGGGAAGCAGCAGGCUCUGAUCAGCUAGAUCACUCUGGUGCCUUCCUGCUCUACCACCAUACCGCUCUCGUGCUAUUCCUGUCAUGCCUCUGUAAAAGGAAGGCAGUCUCACCAAUGAAGAGAGUUUUCUAAAGCUAAUUCUCCAUUUCUAUAACAUUUAUGGGGCUUGUAAUUUGAAAGUAAUUAUGACACUGUUGUUUUGUCUAUUAUAUGAGUGACACUGGAACGUGCUUUUGUUAAGUAAAUCUUUUUUGUUAAGCUUUAUUUAUAUAUUUUUUAAAUUUUGGCUUGCAGUACUUUGUGAUCACAAAGAACAUGCUACCAUCUGCCAAUAUGCACAGUACUUGAAGUUACUGAUUAUACAACACAGACAGAUUGUCCUUUCUGUCACAUGGAGUUUAAUCCAUAUAAAUUGAGCCACCUACAAUGUUGUCAGAAGGAGGUUGAAAUGAAAGCAUACAUAUGUAUUUUUAAUAUGAGUAGUAAGCGUUAAAUGUCAGGGUUUGAUGCAUGUUGUGCAUUAAACUAAAAGACUGACAAAUUAGUGCAGUUGCAACUUUAGGAUUAAGGUGAGAUAUUUUACAGGUAAAGAAGAGAGCGACUGAUUUGUUGUCUUCUUAAAGUGGAGACUAAUUCUUCAUUAUAUACAGUGAAUACCAUGUAUCCUUUCCAAAUUUACCAUCUGAGGGAAGAAUUAGUUUCUCAAGACAAAUCCUGUAAGAAAUUAGCUCUGAGAAGGUUCUUCAAACUAGCUCUGUAGUAAAAAUAUACUAAAAUCUUGGGUAUAUUCUGGCCCAUUUCAAACCCUUUUAAAAGGAUAAAAGUAUAAAAGGGCUCUAAAUGCCUAGUUCUGCCUACAGGAAGGUCUCAGAAUGUGCACUAUGAAAAACAGCUAUGAAACUCCUCUCUAAGAACACCUGGCAAGGGCUAGUUGGGGCUAGGAAUGAGAAGUGCAUAUGAGAAUGCAGUCACAGUAUACAGUUCUGUAGAGAUUCCAUGUACCCAUGGAAACACUGGGUGACCGUCUUAAUAAGGAAUCAGGACAUCACAGCAACUAUCUCCCUACUGCUAUAAACACUGCAAGUGUGCAGCUCUGCCUUUUACAGAAAUUAUCAGUAUCUAGCUCCCUUUGGAUGCUCCUUUGUGUUUGAAGUGACAGAACAGUCACUGAGAAGAGUUUUAAUAGUCCUCAUAUUUUAUUGUGGAAGCAUCUGCCUUAAGAUUAGAGUCAAUGCAGAAGUCAUCUGCUUCCUCUUUUCUCCAUUCCUAUAUUUGUUACUUAUCUGAGAUAAUCUUUUGCAUAAACAUUGUGGUCCAAUUUCUUUAUCAUGCUCUGUCCUCAGCUCUUGGUUCUUAUUUCAUUCUAUCCAUGGAGGAAAAAAUGAAAGCUUUUAAUUUAUGGCUGUUUCAGAGAUGAACAGUCAUUUCAUCAGUAUUUUGAUGGAAAGCUUUGAAGAUUAGUGACCUGGGUUCAGCCACGGAGUCCAUGAUAGACUUUUUUAUUGAGGCCUUGAAAAGGUUAGACUCAGCCCCUGUGGGAGUUACCAAGGCUUGCUGGAUUGUUGAGGGAAGCCUAUUAGCUGGUUGCACCUAGCCCUCAAGCUCCCUGUGUAUGUAUUUUCAUUCUAUCAUUUAGGGAUUUUAUUAUUGCUUUUUUCCCCUAGUCCCCGAGCAGCUACCACCAUGCACUAAGUGGAGGAUCUAAUGCCUGCUAUGCAUCAUUUAUUCUUCCUCUCUAUCAUAUCUAAAGUAGUGCUGAGGAGCUGUUCAGUGGUUUUGGUUAUUUCUUUGGUUUCCUUUAACAUGUAAGAAAACUGAUAUGUUUCAUGUAUACUAUAACUCUUUAAUGACAAAAUAAAUACUGUAGGAGUAAAAGACAAUCAAUAGUAGGAAAAGUAGCUCCAUUUUUACUAACCGCUAUCUUAAGGUAAGACAAAGGAGGAAUCUCUAAACUUUGUAUGAACUCACCAAUUCCUGCCUGGCAUCCCAGGAAUUCAAACUGGAUAGAACUAGCUACAAGUUGCAGAGUUCCUGGGAAAAUUCCUUUUCCUUUGUUCCCUACCUUGGAUGUAUAGCCAAUCAAGAGAGUGUUAGCUAGUAACUAUAUCAACCAGAGAAAUGUAUAUAAGUCACUCACUUAUGCUAAUCAGGGAAGCCUCUGCCUGAUCUGUGCAUUGGACAUGCUUUCCCUGUAGCUCCCAGUGUAUGUGUGUGAGAAUAAAGGCUCUCUAUAAACUAAAUUAUGACAAAGAGAGUUUUUCUAUGACAGUUCCACUAAUGCUGACCUAACAAAUCCUAUGUAUGCUGAACUCAUUGAUACUUUCACAGUCUUUGUGGUAGGUACCACCUACAAAGGCCUUGGAAACCUCAAUUUUCUUUUUGAUAACUGUGAUUUGAAGAUACUCAGCACUGCAGUAGGCACUCUGUUCCUUAUGGGAUGGAUAGAGCUGUAAAACUGUGAUAUGCUUAUGAUGGGAUGUGAAGAAUAGCAUAAGCCACUUUCCCAGAGCAGAAUGUGAUUGAAGUCUGGUGAUCAUCUCAGAACUACGCCAUUAACGAUAUUAGCAGAGACAUAAUCUUGCAGCACUGGAGUGAAUGGGCACUUGCAGCAACAAGCCAUAGUGACAACUGCAGAACAGGGACAUAUAUUUCGCUGAUGCAGAAAGGGAAGUACACAGCUUCACUGCUUAAAAUACCUCUUUGGAACUGCUAAACGAGCUGUUCUGGUCAGGUUUUCUUUGUUGUUUCUUGUCUGACGGUUUCUGUCAUACAAAAAUGGCACAUUCACAGUGCAGGCAGGCAGACCCUUGUAAAUUCUCCUUUUUUUUUCAGUGGUUUGUCCUUUUUUGUUUUUUAAACAAGCUAUUUCCCCCUCUCCCUCCCCUUCUCUACUGCUAUACUAAAGAUUCGUGCAGUUGGAAAGAGAAGUGGGUGUCAAAGUGCUGUCAAGGUAUAAGCUAAACAAGCAAAACAAGAAUCUUUCCUCUUUCAGUUUUAGUCACCUCAGUGAUUACUGGCAAAAGAGAAGAUAAAAACAAGCAUUGUUUUAAGGUUGAGGGUAUCUUUGUCUAAAUGAAAGGAACAGAGAAAAAAAUCCAGUAGAAUUCCUUACCUUGAAGUCCUAGAAUCACAGAAAUGUUGGUGGAAAGGGACUUCUGGAGGUUUUCUAGUCCAACCUACUGCUCAGAAGACAGCUGAUCUAGUUAUGAGUGAUCCCUUGAAACUGACAAUAACAUAUGAGGAAUUAGAUCCUAGUCAUUUUGUUAGGAAAGAUGUUUAUCCCCAUCCCAAACAAAUUAAAGAAAAGUGCUUUAAAAGGACUGUGAUGAACUACACUGUAAGCAAUAUACUUUGCUGCUGAAUUACAGUUUAAUUUCAUUCUCCAUAGAUAGAUACCAGGUACUAGGAUCCCUAGACCAUAAUCUUUAGACCAUAAGAAAAUGGAGGUACCAUAUAGUUUUCUAGUGAAGGGAACAGCAAUAUUAAUAGUUUUCUAGAAAGUGAAAAGCUGACAAUCUUAUACUGACAAAACAAGAACCUACAGAAAGCUUAUUGAUGAGCAGCAUUUUUAGCUCCUCACAUCUUCUAGUCUGCUUCAUUUGCAGGUAAUUACAAAGACUUUUUAGGCAAAAAGCUAGUCAGUCUCAUUCAAUACAUAAUGAGAACGUGAUUUGGUGACUAAUGCCAUGGAGACUGGAAGAUGUAUGGAUAAGGCCAGUGACGCAGUUUUUGAUGAAUUACAUAUGAUUAAAUGGUCAACAUUUAUAUAGUGAAAAAAAUUGACACAUACAUAUCAAAGAUUAUAAACAAUUAAUAUUUAAACCCUAAGCAGAAUAUAUUGAAAGAAAAACAAUUAGUAUAAAGGAACAGGGACACUACAGACAUUUUAGUAGUAUCAGAAGCCACAGACAUUUUUUAAAGACGUU